This is a messenger RNA of Sphenostylis stenocarpa, 987 nucleotides long. NCBI's taxonomy places the organism in Eukaryota, Viridiplantae, Streptophyta, Magnoliopsida, Fabales, Fabaceae. The record is from the annotation of a GenBank genome assembly.
AUGCGAAAUGAAGGUGGAGGUUUUUCUCAGUCUGCAAAGUUGUUAGCUUUUCACAAUUGGGUGUCCGAAAUUUUAAGAAAUGGAAAAUGGGUAGGAGAAGACGAGGAGAAAGAAGAACGGAAUGAGAAGCUAGUCGUUACGUUGUUCCACCGGCAGCGGGUGUUGGUGGUGGUGGUGGCGGUUGUGGUGGAUGUUUUGUGUGAUGAACCUAUGUUUGGCGGCGGAGUAAGGUGGUUGCGCUCCUCCGAGCGAUUCAAGUUUCUUGCUACGUCAUUCUCCACGAACGCAAGGACCCGUUAUUCCUUCUGUACAUCAACUAGAAACAGUAACAACAGCAACAACGACAACAAAAACAUCAUCGUCGAUGAAAGGUAUCGAAUGCUGGAGAAUCUCGACAUGAUGACUGCUGCUAAGAUCCUUUUCACUGAUCCCCCCAAGAAGAAGAAGUUUGGGUUUGAUUUCCAUCUUGUACAGUUUUUUUUCGCCUGCUUGCCUUCCUUGGCUGUAUAUUUGGUGGCACAAUAUGCUCAUUAUGAAAAGAGAAAAUUGGAAGUGGAUAUGGCAAACAGAAGGAAGCUGAAGGAAGAAGAAGAAGCAAAGGAAAAAGAAAAAGAAAUGGAAUUAAAUCCCCAAGAGGAAAAUGAAGAAAAAUCUGAUCCCCAGCUUUCAGAGUUGAAAGUGAGACUUGAGAAACUUGAAGAGGCUGUGAAGGAGAUUGUUGUUGAAACAAAGAAACAAUCAAGUAGCAACGUAGCCAAAAAUCAGGUGACAGAUGAUGAGAAAAAACACUUAAAUUCUUCUGCACCAAAGGACCCUAGUCCCACUGAUUCUGCAUCAAGUAAAGCUGACGACGAAGACCAUUUUGGUAAGCAUAAUUCUCCCAAGUCAAAGCCAGAAUUACGUGAAGAUAACAAGGGUUCAGUUGCAACCCCAAAUCCUUCUCUUCAGGAUCCCAAAGGCCAGAAUAAAAGUGGAGGGGCUUCUUAA